Messenger RNA from Scaptodrosophila lebanonensis, 452 nucleotides. Its product is annotated as vacuolar ATPase assembly integral membrane protein VMA21 homolog. Gene Ontology annotation, biological process: vacuolar proton-transporting V-type ATPase complex assembly. The transcript is spliced from 2 exons. Lineage: Eukaryota; Metazoa; Arthropoda; Insecta; Diptera; Drosophilidae. The record is from RefSeq and is a predicted model, not a curated record. Bases 47 to 451 code for a protein of 134 amino acids.
UUGUCAAACUACAAUUAACAACGCCAAAAAGGAGAAAGCGACAAGUAUGGAUGCGGAAAUGUGUGGACAGCCCCAAACGGGACAACAGCAGCGAGAACGCCAAGUAGCAAGGCGGCAACAGAAAGAAGAAUUGGAAGUAGCGGCAAAUAUGGAGGAGCUCUCCUCCAACUCCACGGAGUUGGCAAGAAGUGUACGACUCUUGAGGAACUGGAACUGCGGGCCGUCCGUGUGGUUCCAUUGCCUGGCCAUGCUGGUGCUGCCGCUGCUCAUAUUUUUUCUACUCAAAUUCUACCUUCUGGAGAAGUGUUUGACCUGCAGCAAGUUGAAGGUUGAUAUUGUGUCGUCGGUGUCCGCUGUUCUGGCCGUUCACAUCAUGCUGCUGAUAUAUAUUGUGCGUGCCAAUUGGCUGGGUGGCGGAUUGGAGGCAGAUCUGUGCUUCAAAGACGACUAGU